CACCAUAAAUAACCAACCUUCAACUCUCCAUAUAUAACACACAUCCUUCCUCCAAACUCUCCGGAUCAUCCACAAUCACAUAUCAAUUCAACAAUGCUCGAUCAAAUCAUCUCGAUUGAACCAUCCGAUCGGAUCGUAAACCGAAAGCCACGGAUCCUCUGCCUCCACGGCUUCCGCACAAGCGGCGAAAUCCUCAAAACUCAAUUGAAAAAAUGGCCGGAAUCCGUGCUCCAAAAGCUUGAUUUAUUCUUCCCCGACGCUCCGUUUCCUUGCAACGGUAAAUCGGAAGUCGAAGGAAUAUUCGAUCCGCCUUAUUACGAGUGGUUUCAGUUCAAUAAGGAGUUUACGGAUUAUGAGAAUUUCGACGAGUGUCUUGAAUAUAUCGAAGAAUGUAUGAUUAAACAUGCACCGAUUGAUGGAUUGCUUGGAUUCUCACAGGGUGCAAUUUUGUCAGCUGCGUUGCCUGGGCUGCAAGCUAAGGGAAUAGCAUUGACGAAGGUACCAAAGAUCAAAUUUUUGAUGAUAAUAUCAGGGGCCCAAUUGAAAAAUGAAUCAUGGGCUGAAAAGGCAUAUUCGAUUCCCAUCCAAUGCCCGUCUCUCCAUUUUUUAGGUGAUAAUGAUUUCUUGAAACCGUAUGGUAAUGAGCUCUUGAAAUCAGUUGAAAAUCCAAUGGUAAUUCAUCAUCCUAAAGGCCAUACGAUUCCAAGACUUGAUGAAGUAGGCUUGGAGACGAUGUUUAAAUUCAUUGAGAGGAUUCAAAAACUUGUUUCUGACAAGGAAGAUGUAGUUACGGUUUAGCCUACACAAUUACAAAUAAGACUUUGUGUUGUAGUCGUUAUCACUAGAAAUCAUUACCAAAUAUCUUAUACAUUCAUGUCGGGUAUGUAAAAUAUUUAAAAAAUGAUUAUAGUUUCCUUGUAAGAUUCACAUCAUUUGCUCAUCAAAGCAUGCCAUGGUCGUUGACUCAA
Messenger RNA from Helianthus annuus (common sunflower), 968 nucleotides. Its product is annotated as dihydrofolate reductase. The transcript is spliced from 6 exons. NCBI's taxonomy places the organism in Eukaryota, Viridiplantae, Streptophyta, Magnoliopsida, Asterales, Asteraceae. The record is from RefSeq and is a predicted model, not a curated record. Bases 94 to 798 code for a protein of 234 amino acids.